AUGGGCCCCAGGUGGCUGACCACCUCUAGUGCCCCAAAUUGGAACAAAGGGGACAACAACCCCCAUCAGCAGCAGCAGCAGCAGCAGGAACCACAUCGGUUCUUGAAAGCAAAUAUGUCAAAUAACUCAUGUAUCACCAAAUUUCCUACUUCACAUUCUGGAGCACGCUCUCAAAGAUCUCGAACUACUACCAACAAUCAACCAAAUCGACCUAGGCCUCCAAUCAGGAUGCAAUCAACUUAA
Messenger RNA from Melampsora larici-populina 98AG31, 243 nucleotides. RefSeq lists its product as uncharacterized. NCBI's taxonomy places the organism in Eukaryota, Fungi, Basidiomycota, Pucciniomycetes, Pucciniales, Melampsoraceae. The coding region runs from base 1 to 243 and encodes 80 amino acids. The transcript is spliced from 2 exons. The record is from RefSeq and is a predicted model, not a curated record.